Molecule: messenger RNA, 3139 nt
Organism: Anguilla anguilla (European eel)
Lineage: Eukaryota; Metazoa; Chordata; Actinopteri; Anguilliformes; Anguillidae
Product: tripartite motif-containing protein 35-like
Exons: 6
Coding region: 609-2015 (468 amino acids)
Molecular function (GO): protein binding; zinc ion binding
Source: RefSeq, a predicted model, not a curated record
UCUAUUCUAAAGCACAGCUCUCUCCUUUAGCUUCAUCAGUGCUGUAGAUGAGCUAUUCUAAAGCACAGCUCUUUCCAUUACAUCAAUUAAUGGGGAUAUUAUAAAGAGGAAUGGAUUUUAGAUUCCAGCUCUGGAUCUGUGUGUGAAUCCUGUUUGUAAGGGAGGGUGUGUGCUUGAGAUUAGCUGGGGAAUGAGAUUCCAUUUGGAUUAACACACAUGAGAGAGAACUGACAGAACCUGAAGAACAGGGCUGGAGCAAAACUGCUGGCAGAUCAGCCCACUCAGACCUCAGCGGUACAAUGCUGCCCCCUGGAGGAAGUGCUGUGUGAUAAUCUGGUGUGUCUAACAGGGAGAGGGAAGUACGGUUUCUCACACACAGGCGUGUUAGAUACACCUAUGAUUUCACUGUAAAUUUUGAAAUGAAGGAACUUCUUAUAAUAUUAACUAAAGAAUAAAAACAGAUUGAGAAGUACAGAGAUUUGGGACGAAUUUAAAGACCGUCUCUUUUACCUACAGUUUACAGUAUACAGCAGUAAGUAAAAGUGAAACUAAACUACAGAUUUAGCAGAAGUCAUUAGCCUACUGAGCACAGAUCUGAGAAAGACAGAAUGGCGUCUGGAUCUUCUCUCCUGGAUGAGGAGCUCUCCUGUCCUGUGUGCGCUGAAAUCUUCAGGGAUCCUGUUGUCCUGAGUUGCAGUCACAGCUUCUGUAAGGCCUGUCUGCAGCAGUACUGGGAACAGAAGGGAUCUCGGGAGUGCCCAGUUUGCAGGAGGAGAUCUAUGGAUGAACCUCUCUGUAACCUGUCUCUGAGGAAUACCUGUGAGGCGUUCUUAAAGGAGAGAAGUCAGAGAGCUAAAGCAGGAUCUGAAGUGCUCUGCAGUCUGCACAGUGAAAAACUCAAACUCUUCUGUUUGGUGGAUCAAAUACCCGUCUGCCUUGUCUGUCAAACUUCAAGAAAACAUAAAAACCAUGAACUGCUACCAGUUCAGGAGGCUGCAGAAGAGUAUAAGGAGAAACUUAGGACUGCACUGGCUCCAUUGCAGGAGAAGCUAAAUGCCUUUAAUGCAGUGAAACUAAUCUGUGAUCAAACAGCAGAGCACAUCAAGAGCCAGGCCCAGCGCACAGAGAGCCAGAUAAAGAUGGAGUUUGAGAAACUUCAGCAGUUCCUAAAAGAUGAAGAGGCAGCCAGGAUCACUGUACUGAGGAAGGAAGAGGAGCAGACGAGUCAGAUGAUGAAGGAGAAGAUUGAGAAAAUGACAAAAGAUAUAUCAUCGCUUUCAGAGCAAAUCAGAGCCAUAGAACAGGAGCUGGGAGCUGAAGACGUCUCAUUCCUGCAGAGACACAAGGACACACAAAACAGAGCCCAGUGCACACUGGCGGAUCCAGAGAAGGUCUCAGGAGUGCUGAUUGAUGUGGCCAAGCACCUGGGCAAUCUGAAGUACAGAGUGUGGGAGAAGAUACGUGGGACUGUUCAAUACACUCCUGUGACUCUGGACCCAAACACAGCACAUCCCAAACUCUCACUGUCUGAGGAUCUGACCAGUGUGAGAUACAGUGGUGAGAGACAGCAGGUUCUUGAUAAUCCAGAGAGAUUUGAUACAGGGUUGUGUGUGCUGGGCUCUGAGGGAUUCAGUUCAGGGAGACACUGCUGGGAUGUAGAUGUGGGAGGUGAUGAGAACUGGUGGGUGGGUGUGGCUGAAGAGUCCACCAGCAGGAAAGGGCCUGUGGAUCUGAGCCCAAGAAAAGGAGUGUGGUGUAUAUAUCACUACAAGGGGAAAUACAAAACCAUGACCUCCCCAUCUACACUCCUCGCUGUGCAGAGGAAACUCCAGAGGGUCAGAGUACAGUUGGACUGGGACAGGGGGGAGGUGUCAUUCUCUGACCCCAGUGACAACACUCCUCUCUACACUUUGCAACACUCGUUCACUGAGAGAGUCUUUCCACUUUUUGCUCGUGAUGUAAGGGGAUCGCAUUUGCAGAUCUGUCCACUGAAGGUGUCUGUAACAGUGGAAUAGUACUGUGGGAUUGUGGGUAAAGAUCAGGGGCCUCAUUUAUAAAACGGACUUACGAUCAAUUUUGAUCUUAAGCAUGACUUACGCAGAAAACCACGUAUAAGUAGUUAUUUAUAAAACCUUACUUUGACGAGGAAAUGAUCUUAUAACUGCGUAAAUUCCAGACUUGACGCAAGUAAUUUUCCUGCUGGUUAUGUAGGGGUAUUGCAGUUUUGGACGCAAAUGUGUCCAAGCCUGUGGUGAACUUUGCAUUAGCUUUAUGAACAAUUUGAUAUCAAUUAAAGGUGUGAGGAAUUAAUUGCCAGACGCAAGGUUUUGAAUUAAAAACAGGAUGGAUGUUCUAUAAAUAGUGUGUCAAAUUAAAAAAAAGUAACCUUGGCUGUUCUUGCGUUAUUGGAAGACAUUGAAAACCGUGCUUUUAGAAGGGACAGAGUUUUCAGAGACCGGAAUGACUUUUUUGCGCAUGAUGAUCUUCCAAAAAAUUUACUUUUCUUUUUUGGUCCAUGGUUAUUCCUGACUAAACCCUCAUUUGUGCUAGCAUUAUAUAAGGGGAAAUCGCUGAUUGUAAGGCACAUUCAGGUGCCAUCAAUUUUAAGUUAAUUUGAGAUUUAUAGAUCACAAGUGCGUAAGUUACAAAUGGGCUUCUUAGAACCUGCGUAAGCAAGGUUUUUUAUGCUCAGUAUCUUUUAUGAAUCGAACAGCGUCGGAAAUGAUCUUAAGACUAAGUUCAAGUAUAAAUUUAAGAGCAUUUUUAUAAAUGAGGCCCCAGAUCUAAUUGAUUCUGUGUUUGCAGACCGUAUUGGCAUUCAGAUAUUAAUCUAGUAAAGAAAUGUUUAUUUAAUGAUAAGUGUGUUGUUUCUUUGACAUAGUCUCAUAAUGUUAAUUUAGUGAGUAAAGCAUUUAAUUGCAUGUUGAGCUGAGUGGUCGUACCUGCAGCACAGUACCCUGAGUACAGAGGAGAGACUGAGUCUCAGAGCACUGCAGGGAGAUCAGAGCUUUUCACUGCUUACCUGCAUCAUGGACCAGCACUGCAUGGUUACUGAGCAACAUGAUAGAACAUCAACAGAUAAGAGGUCCUGCUGUACUUAUGAAACACUGCACAAAUAAACUGCUGUACCUCAUCAACA